Molecule: messenger RNA, 4239 nt
Organism: Lachnellula hyalina
Lineage: Eukaryota; Fungi; Ascomycota; Leotiomycetes; Helotiales; Lachnaceae
Product: DNA repair protein RAD5
Exons: 2
Coding region: 1-4239 (1412 amino acids)
Molecular function (GO): ATP-dependent chromatin remodeler activity; ATP binding
Source: RefSeq, a predicted model, not a curated record
AUGGGUAUUGGAGAGCCUGCGGGCAAACGACAGCGUCUCAACGACAGCGGCGAGGGGCGGAUUGGACAGCUUCUGGGACGUCCCUCUGUUGCGAAUUGGGACUCAAGCUUCUCUUUCGACAUGCCUCCCGCUAUUUCCAACCCCUCCAACCCCUCCAUGGCCCUCGAUAUAACGAAAUAUAUUCCGGUGGGAUGUUUACGAAUCCAUAGGUCGAAAUGCUCAAUAUCUGCGGAACAUUGGGAGUCAUGCAGUACUUGGGCAACAUUUGCUCACCCACAAGACCUGUUUAAACCUACAGGACAAUAUUUGUCGGGCACUAUACAAGGGGCCUUGCUCAAUUCGCCAGUUUUAUCACAUUUUCGCGGUCUUCAUUACGCAGGAUGGAUCAAAAUGGAAUUCAAGAGCCAAGGCAGCUGUUUUGGGCAAGCAAGAGUGUUCAUUCUGCCCGAUGAUGUUGGGCGUGUCUCUAUUUCCCGCGAGAGUCUUGUCCUGCGCCGGUCAAUGCAACAGCUGUUAUCAAUAUUGGACGUUUCCAGGGCUACCUGGAGAGGCGAAUGGUCCGAUGAUAUCCCAGUCACGCAUAUUGAUUCUACUUUGGAUGAAGACAAGGUUGAGGAAAACAUUUCACUUUUUCAUCUGUUUAACACACUGCCAUCUCCGAAUCCAGAUCCAAAAGCCAUCGCGGAUGGAUAUGCCAAGCACGCUAUGUGCAAAAUAUUAGGUAGCGAUAUUGAAGGAUUGAAGACUACCAUGUAUAAUUACCAACGCCGUUCCGCAGCGAUGAUGCUUCAACGCGAAGUCCAACCCGGACAAACCCUCGACCCGCGCUUGAAGUGCCUGGAGGAUCAACGGGGAGCGACAUGGUACUGCGAACUCGAUGCUGGCUCAUGCCGCACCGAAGCUAGAAUAUAUGAAGCUGCGAGAGGUGGCAUAUGUGCGGAGACCAUGGGGCUGGGGAAAACUCUGAUAUGCUUAGCUCUCAUCUUGGCGACAAGAGAUGUACCUUCGCAAAUCCCCGUAGAAUAUUCCGUCGGAACAAUUCCAGUGCGAAAGUCUACCGGAUCGUUGGGAAAUAUGGCUGCCGCUGCCGUCGGACGAACCGCAACGCCUUGGAAAACAUACUUGUCAGAUAUGCAGGGAGGAUACACGCAUGAGACAUGCGUAGACUUGAUCAAAAGAAAUGCCGGGCACUACUACCUCCCUAGUCCUGCGCCACGACGACAAUCCAGAAAUCCUGUGAUUAUUCCACCGAGGAAAAUCUGGCUGACUGCUGCUACACUCGUGAUCGUCCCAGCAAAUCUUGUCAAACAAUGGUGCCACGAGAUCAAGAAGCAUACAACAGGCCUCAAAUGUCUUAUUAUGGACGACAAAAAGAAAUCACUCCCUCCACCGGAAGAGCUAGCUGAUUUUGAUAUCAUUCUGUUUAGCAAAUCACGCUUCGAGCUGGAAGCAAAAGAUGGCAGUGAUAACAGUGGACGACGUAUGACAGCUACCCGAAUAAUUUGCAGAUGCCCAUACAUUAGAGGCACGAGAGAGAGAGACUGCACCUGUCUCAAAGAAGAAGCUGUUUAUCACUCGCCGCUGAAGUCGCUACAUUUCAAGCGAUUGAUCACCGAUGAAGGGCACACAUUCGGCAAUGCUUCUGCAAACUCUAGAACUAUAGCUGUUGGAGUUGUUGAUCUUUUGCAACUAGAUGCACGUUGGAUAGUGUCUGGCACGCCCACCCAGGGACUUUACGGAGCGGAAGUAACAAUAUCAUCUAAUAGCUCUUCUACAAUUGGGACACCCCUUCUUGAUGCCGAUGACAAUAACUCAGCUAUAAUGGAGGAACUAGAACAUUUAGAAGAUGAUAUCGCGUCGAAUUCGUCAAAGGAACGGGAGAUGCUCUUUCAUUUGCAAGAGCGCAAGGAUUUAGAGAAGCUAGGCAACAUUGCGAGUGUUUACUUGAAAGCUCGACCGUGGGCCCCUUCGUCCCACGAUACUGCGUCCUGGGCACAGCACGUAAUGCAGCCACGACAUGGAGCGAAGAGUCAAGGCAAUAUGGAAUGUCUCAGGAAUACUUUGGAAAGUAUGAUGAUUCGCCAUAGACCUGGAGAUGUAGAGCGUGAGGUCCAGCUUCCUCCACUGUACCAAGACGUCGUUUAUCUUGAUGGAUCGUUGCCAGAUACAUUAUCCUUGAACACCUUUUCAAUGAUGAUUAUUUGCAAUGCAGUUACAUCCGAGAGAAAGGAUGCCGAUUACUUUUUCCACCCUCGCCAGCGUUUACAUCUUCAGUCUCUGGUAUCCAAGCUUCGGCAAGCAUCUUUCUUUUGGUCUGGUUUCACGAAAGAAGCCAUCAAUGCUACGAUUGAUAUUGCUAAAGACUUCUUGGAGAAACGUGAAGUUGUUGUGAGUCAAGAGGAUGAGAAUUUAUUAAAGAUGGCAAUUGAAGUUGGCAAUGUGAUCCUCAAGAAUCGAACUUCUGGGGCGAUCCGCAAAUUCCACGAAAUGCCUAUGUAUGUUCAAAACGAAAUGCCGGAAGAGGUCCGACUUGCCUGGGCCCUCGACGAGGAUUCGAGAAAUCCAACCUUAAUGGGCGCGACCAUGAUUCACGAGGCGCAAAAGUUUGUUGAAUCUCAACUUUGGAAGCAUGAUCCGUCUGAGGGUAUGAUUGCGGCUGGGGAAAAGGCUAUGAGAGCCACACUCUUGGCACAGGAAUCUCCUCCUGAUGAUACCUCUCCAAGAAAGAGCAAGAAAAAUGGCAGAAAUAGCACUGGGGCAGCGCUUGAUUCAGCACCUGCGUUAGCUGGCGGCGUUGCAAUUGGAGAUGGCUCGAGUUUGAAGAAACGACCAUUGUUGAAACCAAUAAGUGCUGAAUCAAUAAGGGACAUGCUUCAUACGGCCGAAUCAUCAUUUGGGGAAGCUUUUGAAGAAGGGGGGCUUGAGCAGGAUGCAGCAGGCUCGAAUAAACACGAAGCAGGGGAUUCGCCCACUAAACCAAAGCCAUCGCUAAAGAAGUCAAAGAAGGCCGAGAACACUGGUACCCUCGACCCAUCAUCUUCUCUGGCCUCUGCAGCCAUUAUUUCUACGGCCUCGGCAAAGCUUUCUUACCUCAUGGAUCGUAUCCAGGUUCACCAUGAAGAUGAGAAAAUAUUGGUUUUCUACGAAGAAAACAACGUCGCCUACUACAUUGCCCAAGCCCUCGAAUGUCUAGGAAUAAAGUACCUCAUCUACGCCAAGACCCUGAGUAAGGCUCGUCUUUCUCAGUACAUCGUAACGUUUAAUCAAACAGAAACCUUUCGAGUUCUGUUGAUGGAUGUUUCCCAGGCUGCUUUUGGACUUGAUAUGAGUUCCGCGUCCAGAGUCUACUUUGUCAACCCUGUGUUCUCCCGACAGGUGGAAGCACAAGCAGUGAAACGUGCGCAUCGUAUUGGACAGACCAAACCCGUUUAUGUCGAGACUUUGGUUUUGAAGGGCAGCAUUGAAGAGCUCAUCCUUGAGCGUCGUAAAAAUAUCACUAACGAGGAGCACAACAAGAUGAAGAACAUCCUAGACGACCAGGCUAUCUAUGACUGGAUCCGAGAUGUACAAUUCUUGCCUGUCGCAGUUGAAGAUAUGCCGGGUCCUGAGCAUAUGGCGAAGCUUAGGACACCGCAGUCUGUAUUUGGCAGAGGUUCUGGUGCAAUCCUUCAUCCAGAUGCUGAUCUACUUAUGGGGGACUCGACUCUGGAUGGCGGUAGUAAGACUAGUGUUGAAGGUGAGACACUCCCAGGUGGUAAAUGGAAGGUUUUCGAAGAGUCUGUCCAUCCAUCAAUCCGAGAAAUUGAAGGAUACGAAUACGUCAGAAGUAACCCAAUACACGCUGUAUACAAACGUCGCAACCCAGGUCCCUCGAAAGCGGUGGUAUUUGAUAGUACUAAGCCCGCCGAAUCCAUCGUAUAUACUCCCCUAUACGAUCCUCCAUUUGACGCUACAUUGGAGGAGGAAAAAGAACUGAGAGAUGUUCUUCGGUCCGCUCGCUUGAAAAGGGAUUCCGACGAAGCCUUCCCUGAAAAGGAUAGCUCAGACGAUUCAACGUCAUCCGACUCAACGUCAUCCACUAAGCGUAAGGCAAUUGCUUUCGAUGACAAUGAACCUUAUGAAUUCACCAACAGGCCAGUCAAGCAGCAGGUUCGUUUCGAGGCUUCGCCUGUGUCUAGAAGCGACAUUCCGUCGAGCUUCUUCUCUGCUCAUUCUGGGAAGGGAAAGGGUCGAGAAUGA